AUGCCCAAUGCCUGGGGUGGAUAAUUAAAUGGAACAGGAUGUGAAUUGAGAUAAAAAUCAAUACAGGAGAACGUAAAUUAUUGUAAAAUAUUGGAAUUCUGGAAAACAAUAUAGAAGAAUUCACUCUAGAUGAUAAUCUUAUCGCUAUUUUUUCUACAAAUUAUAGAUUAGUAAUAAUCCAUAAAAACAAUCUAAAAGAAAAAAUUCUAAAGAUUUAUCUAAUAUGAAAUGAAUUAUAUUCAUUAAAUAAUCUUGAAUGAUAACAUUUUAUUAGUAAUAACAGAAACAAUAGUUUAUAUUGUUUAUCUAUUACCAUUAAAUGUGCCAGUAAGCGUAGUUGAAUUUGCAGGCUGGAUAUCAAGACAAGAAUUCUAUUUGUUUAAAUCUUCUAUACAGAAUCGAGAAUACAAAACCUAAUUUAUACUAAUAAAAUAAAAAAUGGAGAUUUUAAUAAUGAAUAUGCAAUUAUUUAAGAUAGUAAACAUAUGCGGUAUUUAAUUUUGGUAUUUCUUUAUCAAAUAAUAUCAUAAAAUAUAAUGUAAGAGAUAUUUAAUUAAGAAAUAAUGA
Paramecium sonneborni is the source of this 567-nucleotide messenger RNA. Lineage: Eukaryota; Ciliophora; Oligohymenophorea; Peniculida; Parameciidae. The record is from the annotation of a GenBank genome assembly.